Molecule: messenger RNA, 2354 nt
Organism: Cuscuta campestris
Lineage: Eukaryota; Viridiplantae; Streptophyta; Magnoliopsida; Solanales; Convolvulaceae
Source: the annotation of a GenBank genome assembly
UACGCCGUCCGAACCAAAAAAACCAGAUUUUUUUGUCUUGAAUAAAUUACUUAGUCUUCAUAUUUCAGCCCAAAUUUCUUGGUCUGAACAAAAACCCACCCAGAAUUUUCAAAACCGUUUCUUUUGAAUUUCUUUUUUUCCCCAGCAGAGAACAGCAAAGCUGCUUCUUUUACUCCUCCUCAUUCCAGAAUUAGUUCAAAAUCUGGAAACUUUGGUCAAUGGGUUCAUAAAUUGGGUAAAGAAUCAGUCUCUGGUUCGGUUCCCAUCGAUUCUUGAUCUCUCCAAUCUGCAAUUCCAUGGAAAUGUUGCAAAGGUUUCUUGAUUGUUAACUGCAAAUUUUAGAAGAAACGAAGUGGAAAUGAUCCGACGAGUAAAUAUCAUCAACAUUUUUUUAGCUCAAGAAAACUGAUCGAAAGCGAGGAUGGUCACCAUUGAUAUGAGCAUGAAUGAGGGUAAUGGAGUUGAGGAAUCUGCUAAAUCUGAUAAUACUGCCUUACACAUUUCUUCAUCACAAAGAGGACUCGUAACCGAUGGAGUUCCACAAAAAAAGUUUGAUGGAGGCUCUCUCGCCGUGCCAAAGAGGCUACAGUUCCUUAAUUUUGGGAAUUUGUCUUCCCCUUCUGCCAAGUUUCAACAGAUCACCGAGGAGAGAGAUGAGAUUUCCCGUUCUGUCCCGUCUUCUGGAAGCGUCCGGGAACGCUUGAGCCGUCUCUUCUCGAGGAAAAUCGAUUGGGUCUCUUUGCGCAAGAUGUGCAAGGAAUGGAUUAGGAAUCCGAUGAACAUGGCGCUUCUUGUUUGGAUCCUUUGCGUCGCCGUCUCGGGGGCGAUUCUCUUCCUCGUGAUGACGGGGAUGUUGAACCGGGCCAUCCCAAAGAAAUCUCAAAGGGACGUUUGGUUCGAAGUGAACAACCAAAUCCUCAAUGCACUGUUCACUCUCAUGUGUCUCUACAUGCACCCGAAGCGGUUGUACCACUUCGUGCUCCUCAUACGGUGGAGGCACGAAGACGUUUCCAGGCUCCGGAAGGUGUAUUGCAAGGACGGGACCUACAAGCCCCACGAGUGGUCCCACAUGAUGGUCGUUGUUUCACUACUAAAUCUCAAUUGUUUCGCUCAAUACGCUCUUUGCGGGCUCAACUGGGGGUACAAGAGAUCGCAACGGCCUGCCAUCGGGGUGGGUCUUUGUGUCUCCGUCUCAAUCGGCGCGUCCGCUGUCGCGGGCAUUUACUCGAUGCUUAGCCCGCUCGGGAAAGAGUAUGAUCACCCGACUCCCGAGCAGGGGGACGAAGAAUCUCAACUCCGCAGAAAAUCCUUCGAAAAAAGAUUCUCUUUUGCGAAGGACGACGGGAGGAAUCUAGAGACAGCCCCGCAAUGGAGCGGGGGCAUUUUGGACUUUUGGAACGACCUCUCGACGGCGUACCUCUCGUUGUUCUGCACUUUCUGCGUGUUUGGAUGGAACAUGGAACGGUUAGGGCUAGGGAACAUGUACGUACACAUAAUGACGUUUCUUCUGUUCUGCAUGGCCCCGUUUUGGAUAUUCAACUUAGCCGCGGUCAACAUUGAUAACGACACCGUCCGUGGGGCUUUGGGGUUGGUAGGGGUGUUCCUAUGCGUGUUUGGUCUGUUAUACGGCGGGUUUUGGAGGAUCCAGAUGAGGAAGAAGUACAAUUUGCCCGCAUACGGCAAUUCCCCGUUUGGGAAAUUCAAAUGCAGAUCGUCAGUCGUUGAUUGUGCAUUGUGGCUCUUCUGUUGUUGGUGUUCUUUGGCUCAAGAAGUUCGGACCGGGAAUUCGUAUGAUAUCGUUGAGGAUAAGUUUUACAAGAAACAACGCGACGGCGAAGGUCAUAUUUCACCUUUGCCCCGAGAAGACGAGGGGGCGUUUAAGGCAGGUCCAAGUUCUUCUCUUCCUCCUCCAAACAAGCCUCAUGAAGGCAAGAGUUCCACACCAAGUCCAAGCAGAUUUGCACCCCAGUAUUUGAGUCCAGAUGCAUCUAAUGUGGGGGGAGGUAGGAAUGAUCCUAUGGAGCCGCCGCCUCCUAUGACCAUACAAAAAGAAGACGUUUAACGCAACGGUUUUGAGGUUGCGUGUGGCUAUUCGGAUUCAAAAAAAAAAAGAAAAGAUUUGCCCGACACCGGAGUCGUGUAUUGGAAUCUUGUUUACCACGGGGGCGGAGAUUUUCACGGGGGAGCCCAUUCUACAAAGCGUCCCGCCAAGCGAGGGUCGGAGCGUAUCAACCUUGUUGUUCAUAAUUUUCAUGUUUUGUUAUAAUUUUUUCUUCCAUUUUUGUUGUCUUUUUCCUCUGCAAGUAUGUGGUUUUUUUCCCCCAUGUGUAAAGGAAUAACAAGAGAUUAGUGUG